AUGAAGGAAGAAAGGGAGAAUUCGUUGGCGAAUGCCGGAAUAGCUUUGUUCAGCGCACAGAUUCUCUCGUCGGCAGCAAUGUUUGUCCUCCUGUGCUCUUUAUUCUUUCAAAUGGGAGACGACCCUUUUUAUCGGAGCGCCUUCAUCCCUUCGUACUCUACGGCCUGGACGGUCGGGUCGCUAGUCCUCCUCACAGUCUGCGACUUCCUGUUCACUAGCUUUGCUGUAUCGGGGAUCGUCUACUCUCAACCCGAAGGACUAGGAAGUUUCUUCGUAGCCAAGUUCCUCAUUCUCAUCCUCUACUUGAUCGUGUUCGGGUGCUCGACGGCCUGGACGGGCACGGAGAUCUUCUUUUCUUUAUUCUAUUUGGUGUACUCGAUAGCAGAGAUGUACAUCGCAAUUGCGCUGCACUCGGAACUUCUGAGAGGCAAUAAGGAAGAGGAUGAUGACAAGCCGUAUCAAUCUCCUGGCCAUACCGGCAAAUAUGUCAGCCGGUUUGUUUAA
This is a messenger RNA of Guillardia theta CCMP2712, 504 nucleotides long. RefSeq lists its product as hypothetical. NCBI's taxonomy places the organism in Eukaryota, Cryptophyceae, Pyrenomonadales, Geminigeraceae. The transcript has 10 exons. The coding region runs from base 1 to 504 and encodes 167 amino acids. The record is from RefSeq and is a predicted model, not a curated record.